Mycotypha africana is the source of this 1824-nucleotide messenger RNA. RefSeq lists its product as uncharacterized. The annotation marks the transcript as partial. The record is from RefSeq and is a predicted model, not a curated record. NCBI's taxonomy places the organism in Eukaryota, Fungi, Mucoromycota, Mucoromycetes, Mucorales, Mycotyphaceae. The transcript has a single exon.
AAGCGUCCCUUUGACCAGGUGAAUCUAGAUACCUCCACUGCAGCUGUUGAAAACGCCAACAAAAGGCUCAGAUCACAGCAUGAGGAUAUAGACGUUGCUGCUAUUUAUGACCAAUUCAACGUCUGUCCGUCAUGUCAUAAGAACUUAUAUAAACCCUGUACUUUGCCUUGUGGAUAUACAGUCUGCUCAGUAUGUUUACAAGAUCAACAAUCCAGUCAACAACCUUGCCAGCAAUGUGAGCGUGUUCAUAUCAGCCCGAUUCAGCCUAAUGUGUUAGUCCAGCAAUUACAAGAUAUCAUUAACCUUUCUUUGAAGAGAGGAACGAAAUCUGUUCAAGAAGAAGAAGAAGAGAAGCAAUUACAUAGAAAACUAAGAGCAGCUUGUGAAUGUUCCAUUUGUUGUCAUCGUUUGAAGCACGCUUCUACUACACCCUGUGGCCAUACCUUCUGUAGACACUGUUUAAUGCGCUCAUUGGAUUACCAGCGCCAAUGUCCUUUUUGUCGUGAACCUAUUCAAUUUUGCUCUCCACCAACCAAUCUUUUGAUUUCUAUCCUAUCUCUUCUUGAGGAAGACAGCGAAGAAAACGUUGAAGAAGAACAGACAUCCUCCGAUGCGACAGAGACAAGAGUGCCUUUACUUAUAGGAAGUGUAGCUUUUCCCCAUAUUCGAUGCGCUCUGCAUAUUUUUGAAGCACGGUAUCGCCUGAUGCUACGAAGGAUUAUGUCUUCCGACCGAAAACGACUGGCUAUAUGUUCAGCUCAUAGAUUGCCUUCUGCUCCGACGCCGUUUUACGAGUACGGCACUAUGCUUGAGCUGACCCACGUUCAGAUAUUGGCUGACGGACGGUUCAUUGUCGAAGCUAUAGGGUCACAUCGCUUUAAAGUGAUACAAUACGACCUGAUAGAUGGCUAUCACAUGGCCAAAAUCGAACGGAUCGAUGAUAUUGACCCUGAACAGGAGGCUUUACUGGAGCAAAGGCAGAUAUUAAAGGAAAGCGCGAAAAGAGCAAGGCAACAACAACAACAACAACAAUCAUUGCGGCAGCAGCAACAAUCAUUGGCACUUCAUUCUUCUGAGAGGCCAUCACAGAACAUCAUGUUACCGCUUUCAAUGACAGCUCAACCGCCAGCAUCUUCAUCAUUAACGCCACGCUCUUCUUUAAUGUCACCCGUAUCCAUGGCAAGGCCAUCUCAUCCUUAUCCACAUAAUGCACAAUACACUCCAUUGGUGGGACAACGAAGAUCAUGGGCAGAACAGACACAUCCUGAAACGCGACCUCAAAUUAGCAGAGCGCCUUGGUUACAGAUGCAUAUGCGCGGGUUAACUGCUGCAAGGCAAAAAUCUGCGUUGCCUUCUUCUACCAUGUCCGGAGCUCCUACAUCUGGUAUAAAUGAGCUUCCUUCACAACCUCAACUUAUGUCUCAGACUCUGCUUCAGCCUACUUUUCCAAUCACUAAAUCUCCUAAAGAGCACACUACAGAGGAGUUGAUAGAUCAAAUUGCUAACUUUAUUGAAAAAGUUCGACUUCAGACUGGUAACAAUCAUCCGUCGACACAGCAACAACUACAGCAACAACAAAGUAUGUCUCAUUGGCUCAACGCAUUGACUGAUCCGCCCACACCACUGAGAGGACCGGAACGUGAUAACGUGAUUUUUGUUUGGUGGGUGAUCAACAUGAUACCAAUAAGCGAAGAUGAAAAGGCACCUAUCUUAAGUUUAAUAACAUUACGCGAAAGGGUUUUAAAGGUGCUAUCUUGUAUUGCCCAAUUUGAAGAUCAGUGGUCCUUUUUCUUACACCACAAUAGUAAUAGUCGCUCCUCUUCA